Boleophthalmus pectinirostris (great blue-spotted mudskipper) is the source of this 1266-nucleotide messenger RNA. Its product is annotated as zinc finger protein 385A-like. Gene Ontology annotation, molecular function: zinc ion binding; nucleic acid binding. Lineage: Eukaryota; Metazoa; Chordata; Actinopteri; Gobiiformes; Gobiidae. The coding region runs from base 58 to 1266 and encodes 402 amino acids. The record is from RefSeq and is a predicted model, not a curated record. The transcript is spliced from 10 exons. Gene Ontology annotation, cellular component: nucleus.
UCUGUUUGAAGGAGAUAAGAUAAGAAGCAGGAGACAGAAGAGUGGGACGAUUUCAACAUGCUUUUAGGAGGAGUAAGCCGUCCUGGGCCAGUCCCUGCUUUCCUCCGGAGCCCUGCGGUCCUCAGUCCUGGUCUGGACCUCAAACCUUUUCUACAGUUUCCCCUCGAGUCCCCUCACCCCGCCUCCAUUGGCCUCUUCCACAACUUCAACACUAUGGACCCAGUGCAGAAGGCUGUGAUGACGCACACAUUCGGACCUCCGCUGCUCAAAACCAAACGACCAAUCAUCUCCUGUAACGUCUGCCAAAUCCGCUUCAACUCAGAGAGUCAGGCUGAAGCUCAUUACAAGGGGAACCGUCACGCGCGCAGAGUGAAGGGGAUCGAGACAACCAAGAACGGAAGAAUUCAAGAUGGUGACCGACAGAACCCAGACGCGUCACCCUGCCCACCGAGCCCCGAGGAAAACAAACAAGGUGAGACCAGACCCGAGCUGCAGCAUUCUGGAUGUUCUGCAGCUUGCUCUCCCAGCUCAGAGCCCCCCUCCACUCCCCCCUUCAGCCCGGCAGGUUCGGAGUGUCCCUUACCUGGCUCCCCCUCUCCGGCCCUCGCUCUCCCUCCUGUGGACCCCCCGUCGGACCCCCUCACUGCAGCAGAGACACCCUCCCCAGCCCCUAGCCCCUCCUCUGCAGAGUCUGAGGAGGAGAAGGCCAAGAAACUGCUCUACUGCGCCCUCUGCAAAGUGGCUGUCAACUCACUGUCACAACUGGAGGCGCAUAAUAAAGGUACCAAACACAAAACCAUCCUCGAGGCUCGCAGUGGGCUGGGACCGAUCAAAGCGUACCCUCGGCUCUGUCCCAGGACCGGUCCAGACCAGGACCCGGGAUCAGACCCAAACUCUCAGGAACGAACCUUCCACUGUGAGAUCUGCAAUGUCAGGGUCAACUCAGAGAUGCAACUCAAACAGCAUAUAUCCAGUCGACGACACAGGGAUGGAGUUGCAGGAAAACCCAACCCUCUCCUGAACCGACACAAGAAGCGCACAGACUUUAUGGAACUUCCAAAGCCUCUCGGGCCUGGCCUCAUGCCCAAUCCUCUGGCAGUGGCAGCAGCAAUGGCGGCAGCAGCAUCUUCAAACCAAUUGGCUCUUCGUCCUCCAGGUCCUGCAGCUCAUCCCCACCUGCUGCAGGGGGCACCACUGAGCCUGCUGAGGCCUGCCCCAGGACCUAUCCGCACUGCACACGGACCCAUCCUCUUCACCCCGUACUGA